UGAUCUCAUAGUGUUUGUAUUAGAGGUAGAAUUUUGUCCUGAGAAACGCGUUAUUUUUUGAUUAUGUGAAACAUUUUUUUUAUUUUAUUUUAAGAUGUGGAUUUAUUAAAUGUGAUAAAUUCUUAGCCAAUCCUCCUCCCCUCAGUUUCUUAAGAUAUUAAGUGGGAGUCUCUAUAAGUAGACACUUAUAACUAGUUCUCCUUUUACUUAUAUAGAUAUUUGAGGCAGUUAGUUUCAAAUGCCUCACGUGAAUAUGCUACAUUGUAAGCCCUGAUGUACAACUCGGAGUGUUUACUGCGAUGGAGAGACGAUGGAGAUUCUUAGGUAUUUAACAAGGUCUAAGAGCAUGGUCAUGGGGGAGCUCUCCCGAGGACCAAGCAGGCCAUCGUCCCCCAGUCUCCAAGACAGGCCAUUGAAAGCGGGCUGGCUUAAGAAACAACGCAACAUCAUGAAGAACUGGCAGCUGCGCUGGUUCGUGCUUCGAACUGACCACCUUUAUUUCUACAAAGAUGAGGAGGAAACCAAACCACAGGGAUGUAUCCCAUUGCAGGGUAGUCAAGUCAACGAGCUGACAGCCAAUCCUGAUGAACCUGGGCGGAAUCUUUUUGAAAUAGUUCCAGGCUGUACAGCAGAGAAGGACAGAUCGGCUCUCAGCCAUGAGGCUUUUCUGCUCAUGGCAAACUCCCAGAAUGACAUGGAGGAUUGGGUCAAAGCCAUUAGACGUGUCAUCUGGGCUCCCUUUGGAGGAGGUAUCUUUGGCCAGCACCUGGAGGACACAGUACAGUCUGAGAGAAAGUUUGGACCCCGACUGGCCCCUCUGCUGGUGGAGCAGUGUGUGGAUUUCAUACGGGAGCAGGGUCUGAAAGAGGAAGGUCUCUUUAGGAUGCCAGGGCAGGCCAACCUGGUCAAAGAACUCCAGGAUGCUUUCGACUGUGGGGAUAAGCCUCUGUUUGACAGUAACACUGACAUUCACACAGUGGCGUCCCUCCUGAAGCUCUACCUCAGGGAGCUGCCGGAGCCUGUGAUCCCCUUUAACAAAUAUGAAGACUUUCUAACCUGUGCACAGCUUCUGCUAAAAGAUGACGAAGUGGGUCUCAGUGAGCUUGUGAACCAAGUAAACACUCUUCCUCAGGCUAAUUAUAAUUUGUUAAAGUACAUUUGCAAAUUCUUAGAUGAGGUGCAGUCACAUUCGAAUGAGAACAAGAUGAGCGUUCAGAACCUUGCAACAGUUUUUGGACCAAAUAUCCUUCGGCCUAAAGUAGAGGACCCUGUUUCAAUGAUGGAAGGAACUUCCCAGGUUCAGCACCUGAUGACGGUGUUGAUCAGUGAACAUGAGCGUCUGUAUGUGGGGACUGAGGGAGAUGCAUCUUCUGAGCAAACCAGAAGUUGUCUUCAGGGUCAGCGAGGCAUGGCAGAGUGGAUCUCCGAUGAGGAGCUGCUGAACUGCUCAUCGCCGAGCCAGACGUCCAAAGUGGCAGAGAGUGUGUAUGGCAGUGCCACGUCUUUAGAUAUGAAUACAGGUGCUCCUACCACUGCCAAAAUGACACCUCAGGGAAAAGCUGGGGUGACAGUCAGCCCCAGCAAACAGGCUAAAUCCCUCCCCUCUUGGAAAUACUCCUUCAAGAGUGGAGGGGUACGCGCUCAACCUGUUAAAUUUGGGGGCUCGUCUGUGGAUGUGUCCACCUUGCCCAGUACAGGCAACUGGUUGAUGAACGGGCUUUCCUCUCUGCGCAGCCACCGGCGUACAUCAUCAGGAGAGCGCAUGGGCAAGGAUUCAGUCCUGUCGCACCGUCUAUCCACUUACGACAACGUGUCCUCAUCGAGUCUCAGUGUACCCAGUGUAGCAAGCACGCCCUGGUCCACGUCCUCUUGUGAGAUCUUAGUGGACGACUCUGUGGGUAGUGACCCCUCUGAAAAAGUGGAUUGGUCAAUUGGAGGCUCUGUCCAAGGUCAAAGUGGGGACAGGAGUUCGGGGGUCACUAAGAGCAGCAAAGUACUUGAAAUGUGUGUGAGCAGUGCAGGCUGUAGUGAGAAUGGAAGUGGAGAAGACGCGGUGAACGUUACAGGAGAUACUGACAUUAGCAAGACAACACUUAACAGUCUGGUAACUGAGCUGAAAGACGAGUUAAAGAAACAGAAGGUCAACUACGAAUCACAGAUACGAAGGCUAGAGGAAUCAAGUGUCACUAUGCAUAACCAAAUCGAGAGGCUAGAAGAGGAGUUGGACCAGGGGAAGAAAAAGUAUUGCAUGUUGGAAAUUAAACUCCGCAACUCUGAGCGAGCCCGUGAGGACGCAGAGACCCGCAACCACUUGCUUCAGAACGAGAUGGAGGAGUUCUUCUCCACUUUGGGAGAUCUGACAUUGGGAACCAGGACAAGCUAAAUUUGACUGGCCCUCUUACAGGCCUCCUGAUUUAACACUGAGAGAAUAUGUGUUUGUUCGAAAAACCUCUCUGCUCAUGCAUCAUGAGUAUUCAGAGGUAAUUUUGUGCUGUUUUGUUACAGCGACUUGAUCAUGUGUAGCGGUUACACUUUUCUCCCUGAUCUUCAGUCUUGCAUUUUAAAGGGAUAGUUCACACAAAAAUACAAAUUCACUGGUUAUUUACUCACCCUCAUAUCGUUCCAAACCAAUAUGCUGUUUUUCUGCAGAGAACAAAGGGAUCAUUUUUGAAAAAUCUUCACAAGUAGUGCACAUUUUGUGUGAAGAACACCUUAAUGUCAAACUUGCCACUUCUUCUUUGUAAAUAAUAACAAUAUUUUCAUUUUCAGGUGAACUAUUCCUUUAGGAUGCCAUUCAGUUUCCAUUAGCUUGCAUUUCCAGUCACUUGCAUAACCUAACAUGCACAGACAAUACCAAAGCAUGACAUUUCUGACCAGACUGUCUCACAAAGGCAGGUCAUUUUAAUGGCAUUUCCUGUUAAUGCAUGGCAUGAAAGAUGUCCUGCUGAACUGUCUCUUGGGGUUUUGGUGAAAUUAUCACACAAUCCUUUUUCAGUCAAACUCUUCAUCAUUUAAAACCAGUCACCAUAUAGAAUUUGCAUCCCGUCACACUGUGCCUCACACUUCCAACUGUUCAGUCAUCAGACCUCACAGACCAAACUCUCUUCAGCAAAUCCCUUUAUUGUAAGUAAAUUGCACUAGAAUAAAAUACCUUUUUUGGUUUAGGUGAGGUAAUACCAUCCAAACUGUCUUAUUGUACAACUUUUCAUAGACACUGUACAACUGUCCAAUUGUACAACUGUUAAAAUCUCAACUAUAUUGAAGGAUUAUUUCAGCUGCAAGAUUGCCAAGGCUAGUAUUUAUUUAAGCUUCCUCAGGUUGUUUUUUUAAAACACUCAAUGAAUGAGUGUCUUUAUAUAAAAUAGAUGAUGGAACUAAGGCUGACAUAUACUUGAAUGUGUUAAAGUAUUUUGUUUUUAAAGUAUGCACAUACUGUAUGUUCAUGUUGUCAUUUUUUUUUUCUGUUUUGAUUCCUGAAUGCAGAAAGUGCCAAAGUAGAGGACUUUAAAAAUGGGUGUUUCAUUUCAAACGACAACAUAAUAAAUUGUUAUAAUGCAUCAAGAAAAGUCUGAAGUAAGAAAAUGAGUGAUAUAAAAACGGAAUCAUAA
Molecule: messenger RNA, 3608 nt
Organism: Carassius carassius (crucian carp)
Lineage: Eukaryota; Metazoa; Chordata; Actinopteri; Cypriniformes; Cyprinidae
Product: rho GTPase-activating protein 22-like
Exons: 10
Coding region: 311-2383 (690 amino acids)
Biological process (GO): signal transduction; activation of GTPase activity
Cellular component (GO): focal adhesion
Molecular function (GO): GTPase activator activity
Source: RefSeq, a predicted model, not a curated record